Molecule: messenger RNA, 976 nt
Organism: Triticum urartu
Lineage: Eukaryota; Viridiplantae; Streptophyta; Magnoliopsida; Poales; Poaceae
Source: RefSeq, a predicted model, not a curated record
AAUUGCCGCAAAAAACGUUUGUUUUGCAAAACAUAUUACCCGAAAGGAAACUCCGUCAUUUUUUUAAAGUAUUCUGCGUGGCAUACACGGGGUUUUUAUCUUCCAAAUCCGCGAAUGGUAGGGCACGGAGCCGCCGAGGUGUCGCCGGAGAAGACGAAGUGGGGGCGGAUAGGGAGGCGCCAGGGGCUGCUGGCAAUGGCGCCCGUCGGGACCGGCGCCGGCGGCUGCGGCUGCGGCUGCGGCUGCUCAUGGGUUCUGAUCUACGACCAGGUGGUGCCUUCAGGGACGUCGCGCCGUCGGCGGUGGGUGCCCCUGCUCCGCAUAGAGGCCGGCGGCGCCAGGGAGGCUGCUGCUACAGGAAUAAUUUGUGACAGCAAUAUCUACUGAUUUUCGUCCCCUUUAUGAUUGCUGGAGGUUGAGCUUCAAGGACGGGUUUGCUUCCCAUAUGUUUCUUAACGCUGAUGCUAUUUUUAAGCACCAUCCUUUUUCUUUAAUUUGUAGCAUUCACCAGAAUUUUUACUAUAUCCAAUUCAAAUUGCUAGUGUAAAACAUAAAACUGUCACAUUGCUCCAUAGAACUCUCAUUGCUAAACAUGAUAUAUAUGACAAUACUAAACUUUUUGUUGAAUAGAUUCCAGACUGCACUCUGAGCAGUUUUCACCAUCUCAUUCAUUGUUUUUGGUUGGUCACGUAUUCAUGUUCUGUAGCUUUGUUCUAUCUUCCAAGAGUUACUUUUUAUUCAAUAAUAUCCUGUCGCAACGGUGGAUCUUGACGUAAUCUACAGUGGCUGGUACAUGUUGAUAUCAUGAAAUUGCUUUCAAGUUUCCGCCUUCCCUUUUCUUUUGAGAAAGAAUAUUGAUGAUGCUCUACAUUACGAAUUUGGAGAAAUAAGGUUAAGUAAAGAAAAAAGGGAGAAGAAAUGGCCCAAACUUUCUUGCCCAACCUCAUCUCUGUGGACUGUUGCUAACACUUUACCU